CGCCAUUUUAAAGGCAGAGUCGCCAUUUUAGUAAAAAGAAGAGACGUGAUCACGAUUCUGGAAUAAUAUAAAGAUAUUCUGUGUUUUAAGAGACCCCAGCAGGAAUCAUCUGGUCUGGAUCAGCACAGAAAUGGAGAAGGAGAGAAGAAAAAGAAGAGCUGCUUCUGAAAUGCGCCCCCCUGUGGGGUGUAAGAGAAAGAGCACUGAGAGUGUCCUGAUGAAGAGAGCAGACUCCCCUGUACCCAGCUGUGUUUCCAUGAAGAGUGACUGGUCAAUGGAGCACCAAGCCACCUUCAAAGAGGGACGUUUUCCUACAGAUCAAAGUGUCCUGAUGAAGAGAGCAGACUCCCCUGUACCCAGCUGUGUUUCCAUGAAGAGUGACUGGUCAAUGGAGCACCAAGCCACCUUCAAAGAGGGACGUUUUCCUACAGAUCAAAGUGUCCUGAUGGAGAGAGCAGACUCCCCUGUACCCAGCUGUGUUUCCAUGAAGAGUGACUGGUCAAUGGAGCACCAAGCCACCUUCAAAGAGGGACCUUUUCCUACAGAUCAAAGAGACCAAAUGGAAGAAUGCAGUUCAGAUGUACAUGAUAAAUCGGGUUUAUCAUCCAUACUGAAGUUCCCCAAGGAUGAGCUGAAGAAUUGUGUGAGGUACCUAGAUCAGAAUUACCCAGAAUGCUCUGAGCCUCAGCUGGAGGAGGACAAUGAUCCGAACACACUGUACAUCCUGAGGACCAUGGAGCAAAAUGAUCUCGCUGACGUGCCGGAGAAGAGACUCAUGCUGCAAUAUCAGCAGGAAAUCAAACGUAAACUUAAGAAGCAGUUUGAGUGUGUAUUUGAAGGGAAAGCUAAGGGAGGACAGCCAACACUUCUCAGUGAGAUUUACACAGAACUCUACAUAACUGAAGGUGUGACUGGAGGAGUCAAUGAUGAACAUGAAGUGAGACAGAUUGAAACAGCAUCCAAGAAAAGGCGAACAGAAGAUACUACAGUCAAGUGCAAUGAUAUAUUUAAACCCUUACGUGAGCGUGAGACACCUAUCAGAACUGUACUCACUAAAGGGGUGGCAGGUAUCGGGAAAACAGUCUCUGUACAGAAAUUUAUUCUCGACUGGGCAGAAGGAAAAGCAAACCAGGAUGUUCACUUCAUAUUUGCUCUUCCUUUCCGGAACCUGAAUUUGAUUAAGGAUGAAUACAGUCUGAUUGAACUGCUUCACCGCUUUGUCCCGGAACUGAAAUCAUUUCAAUCCACUGAGCUGUUUAGGUACAAAGUCUUGUUCAUCUUUGAUGGUCUGGAUGAGUGUCGCCUUCCUCUAGAUUUUCAGAACAAUGAGAGCUGGUUUGAUGUAACAAAGAAAACGUCACUGGAUGUGCUGUUGACUAACCUCAUUAAGGGGAAUCUGCUUCCAUCCGCUCUCCUCUGGAUAACCUCCCGGCCGGCAGCAGCCAAUCAGAUACCUCCUGAGUGUGUCCACCGGGUGACAGAGAUACGAGGGUUCAGUGAUGCCCAGAAGGAGGAGUAUUUCAGGAGGAGAUUCAGUGAUCAGAGCCUGGCCAGCAGGAUUAUCACACAUGUGAAAUCAUCAAGGAGCCUCUUCAUCAUGUGCCACAUACCUGUGUUCUGCUGGAUUUCAGCCACUGUGCUUAAGAGGCUUUUUAGUGAGACUGACAGGGGAGAAAUUCCAAGGACUCUCACUGAAAUGUACACACACUUCCUGAUCUAUCAGUCAUGUUUAAAAAAUGACAAGUAUAUGAAAAACUAUGAAACCAAACUUAAGGAAUACAGCAAGGAAUUCCUUUUGAAACUUGGUAAACUGGCUUUUGACAACCUUGAGAAAGGCAAUCUCAUAUUUUAUGAGGAAGAUCUGACAAAGAAUGGCAUUGAUGUCACUGAAGCUUCAGUUUACUCUGGAGUGUGCACAGAAGUCUUUAAAGAGGAAUAUGGGCUGUAUGAGGAGAAGGUGUACUGCUUUGUGCAUCUGAGCAUCCAGGAGUAUCUCGCUGCUUUAUACGUGUUUCUGUCAAACUCAUCAGCUAAACUGCUGAAGACUGCAGUGGAUCAGGCAUUAGAGAGCAAGAAUGGACACUUGGACCUCUACCUCCGCUUCCUCCUGGGCCUCUCAACAGACUCCAGUAAGACUCUAUUACAAAAACUACUGGGACAGACAGUAACCAGCUCACAUAAUAUUACAGAAACAGCCAAAUACAUCAAGAAGAAAAUACAGAGGAAAUUAUCUCCAGAAAGGACCAUCAACCUGUUCCACUGUUUGUCUGAGCUGGGUGACAAUUCUCUAGUAGAGGAAGUACAAAGAUACCUGAAUUCAGGAAGCCUUUCAGCAGAAGACCUCUCACCUGCACAGUACUCAGCUCUGGCCUUUGUGAUGCUGAUGUCAGAUGAGGAGCUGGAUGUGUUUGAUCCGAAGAAAUUCAUCAGAUCAGAUAAAGAGCACUGGAGGCUGCUGCCUGUGGUCAAGAACUCCAGGACGGCUCUGCUGAACAGCUGCGGGCUCACAAAUGAACACUGUGAAAUGCUGACUUCAGCUCUAAGAUCAAACUCCUCACCCCUGAGAGAGCUGGACCUGAGUGACAAUGACCUAAAGAAUAAAGGAGUGACGCUGCUCUCUACUGGACUGGGGGAUUCACACUGUAAACUGGGGUUACUAAGGCUGUCGAGCUGUAGAGUCAGAAAAGAUGGCUGUUCUUCCCUGGCUUCUGCUCUGAGGUCAAACCCCUCACACCUGAGAGAGCUGGAUCUGAGUGACAAUGACCUGCAUGAUUCAGGAGUGAAGCUGCUCUCUGCUGUACUGGAGGAUCCCAACUGUAAACUGGAGGCACUGAGGCUGUCAGGCUGUAGAGUCAAAGAAGAAGGUUAUUCUUCCCUGGCUUCAGCUCUGAUGUCAAACCCCUCACACCUGAGAGAGCUGGAUCUGAGCUACAAUCACCCAGGAGACUCAGGAGUGAAGCUGCUCUCUGCUGUACUGGAGGAUCCCAGCUGUAAACUACAGAAGCUGAAGAUUAGCCGGUGUGAACUCACAGAGAAAUGCUGUGAGGCGCUGGCUUCAGCUCUCAGAUCAAACUCCUCACUCCUGAGAGAGCUGGACCUGAGUAAGAAUGACCUGCAGGAUUCAGGAGUGAAGCUGCUCUCUGCUGGACUGGGAGAUUCACACUGUAAGCUGGAGAUACUGAGGCUGUCAGGCUGUAGAGUCACAGAAGAAGGCUGUUCUUCCCUGGCUUCAGCUCUGAAGCCAAACCCCUCACACCUGAGAGAGCUGGACCUGAGUGACAAUGACCUGCAGGAUUCAGGAGUGAAGCUGCUCUCUGCUGUACUGGAGGAUCCCAGCUAUAAACUGGAGAAGCUGAAGCUGUCAGGCUGUAGAGUCACAGAAGAAGGCUGUUCUUCCCUGGCUUCUGCUCUGAGGUCAAACCCCUCACACCUGAGAGAGCUGGAUCUGAGCUACAAUCACCCAGGAGACUCAGGAGUGAAGCUGCUCUCUGCUGUACUGGAGGAUCCCAGCUGUAAACUGGAGAAGCUGAAUGUGGAUCACGGUGGAGAGUGCAGGACCAGACCAGGCUUUCAGAAAUACUCCUGCCAGCUGACGCUGGACCCCAACACAGCAAACAGAAGCCUGUCUCUGUCAGGGGGGAACAGGAAGGUGACAUGGGGGGCAGAGCAGCCAUAUCCUGAUCAUCCAGAGAGAUUUGACAUUUAUCCCCAAGUUCUGUGCAGAGAGAGUCUGACUGGCCGCUGUUACUGGGAGGCUGAGUGGGAUGGAGAUGGAGCUCUGAUAGGAGUCACUUAUAAAGGGAUCAGGAGGAAAGGAGUGAGUGACUGUCGGCUUGGAGACAAUGACAAGUCAUGGAGUCUGUUCUGUGAUCCUGACAGUUACUCUGUCUGUCACAAUAAUAAACUGACUGACAUACCCAUACGGUCCUCAGGCUCCCGCAGAGUAGGAGUGUAUCUGGACUGGGGGGCUGGUGCUCUGUCCUUCUACAGAGUCUCCUCUGAUGGACUGACCUUCCUGUACAGAUUCACCUCCUCAUUCACUGAGUCCCUCUAUCCAGGGUUUGGGGUUUAUAUAAAGUCCUCAGUGUCACUGUGACGUGAUGCUGGUUCUCCUGGCAAAAAGGUCAAAUCUCUGCUUUUUACCAUUAUAAUCCUUUUUACUCUGAAAUGUAUGUUUGACAAAAAUAAGUUUUUCUCUCUGACUAAAAUGUAACUAAAUGUAAUCCUGAUGAGUGGGGGGGGGGCUUUCCCCCUCCCCUGUAUAUGUACAUUUUAUAUAUUUACGCCUAUUUACUAUAUUACUGUACAAUGACAAUAAAGUCUUUCUGUUCUGUCCUA
This is a messenger RNA of Brienomyrus brachyistius, 4338 nucleotides long. RefSeq names its product NACHT, LRR and PYD domains-containing protein 12-like. The record is from RefSeq and is a predicted model, not a curated record. NCBI's taxonomy places the organism in Eukaryota, Metazoa, Chordata, Actinopteri, Osteoglossiformes, Mormyridae. Bases 131 to 4096 code for a protein of 1321 amino acids. The transcript has 16 exons. Gene Ontology annotation, molecular function: protein binding.